AUGACAAUCAUGCGCCGGCCGACGGAGCUCUGCGAGGACAAGCUGGGCGCCCGCCUGCGGCACGUCUUCAGCCAGCACGACGGCAGCAGCGGCGCCGUCUCUGCCUCCGCGCUCGAGGAGGUACUGCAGCAGCUCGACCUGCCGCAGGCGUAUGCCGCACGGCUGGUGCGACAGAUUGACGUGGACGGCAGCGGCAGCGUCAGCUUCGAGGAGUUCCACACGUUCGUGCGCCGCCGGCUCAAGCAGCUGCACGCCGCCUUCAACGCCGUGGAUCGCGAGCAGAGCGGAAGCAUCCCCAUCGGCUCGGUGCACGAGAUGCUCGAGGCAAUGCACCUGCAGCUCACCGCCGAGGACGAGGACGUGCUGGUCAGCCAGCUGCGUGCCGGCAGCAACCAUGUGACCUUCGAGUCAUUCCUCAAAGUGUUUGCGCUGCUUCAACCCAUCGACCUACUCACCCUCUACGACAAUGAUGCAAUCCUGCUUGAAUUCGGCUCGCCGACCGACUUUGGCGGCUUGCUCCGGCGCAGCAGCAGGGGCAGCCUGACGCGCCGCGAGUCUCUCGCACUGCAGAAAGCCAAGGCUUCGCCCGCCUCGAACGUCCUCGCUGCGCGUCUCUUCCUCGGCGGUGUCGCCGCAACAGCACAAUUCGUUGUGCACCCCGUCGAGACGGUCAAGGUGCGGCUGCAGAACCAGGGCUCCUCCGGCGAGCGACGGUACACGGGCUUCGCGCAGGGCUUCCGGGUGGUCGUGGCGGACGAGGGGCUGCUCGCGCUGUACAAGGGUUGGUGGCCGGCGGCGGCGCGGGAGAUGCUGUACUCGUCGCUGCGCUUUGGGCUGUACGCGCCG
Emiliania huxleyi CCMP1516 is the source of this 846-nucleotide messenger RNA. RefSeq lists its product as hypothetical. Gene Ontology annotation, molecular function: calcium ion binding. The annotation marks the transcript as partial. NCBI's taxonomy places the organism in Eukaryota, Haptophyta, Isochrysidales, Noelaerhabdaceae. The record is from RefSeq and is a predicted model, not a curated record. The transcript has 2 exons.